AUGAGUACUGUUGCUUCAAUGACGUUGUCCAGUCUGUAGUAGUCUGUGCACUGGGGCACUCCUAGCUGUGUACGCUCAAGCCCGGUAAUUGCAAUCAGCUCCGGGAAACCAUGGCCGAACAGGCCCCGGGAUCCUCCCGGUCGUCUCACGAUGACGGGGUUCUCCAGCAGCGAGUGACUGAGCUGGAACACGAGCGAGCUGAGAUGCUCAAGCUUAAGCAGCAGCUGGAGAUGGAGUUCAACCAGAAGCGAGCCAAGUUUAAGGAGCUCUAUCUGUCCAAAGAAGAGGAGCUGAAGAGGCAGGCGUCCUCUCUGGAGACCGCACAGGCAGAGCUGCGGCAGGUCCAGACCCAGCUGGCCGAGGAGCGGGCGGAGAUGGAGAACAUCAAGGCCGUUGCCACGGUCUCCGAGAACACCAAGCAGGAGGCCAUCGACCAAGUGAAGCAGCAGUGGCAGGACGAGGUGGCCUCACUGCAGGCCAUUAUGAAAGACACGGUGCGGGAGUACGAGGUGCAGUUCCACCAGCGGCUGGAGCAGGAGCGUGCCCAGUGGGCACAGUACCGCGAGACGACGGAGCGGGAGAUGGCGGAGCUCAGGCGGCGGCUCUCCGAGGGCCAGGAGGAGGAGAACCUGGAGAACGACAUGAAGAAGGCCCAGGAGGAUGCUGAGAAGCUGCGCUCUGUCGUCAUGCCGAUGGAGCAUGAAAUAGCGGCUCUGAAGGCCAAGCUGACGACCUCCGAGGACCGCGUGAAGGAACUGGAGGCCUCCAAGGUGAAGGAACUGAAUCAUGUUCUGGAGGCAGAGAAGUCGUGCCGCACUGACUUGGAGAUGUAUGUGGCAGUCCUCAACACACAGAAGACAGUACUCCAGGAGGAUGCAGAGAAAAUGCGCAAGGAACUCCACGAAGUGUGUCACCUGUUGGAGAUGGAGCGGCAGCAGCACAAUCAGCUAAAGCACACCUGGCAGCGCGCCAACGACCAGUUCCUGGAGUCCCAGCGGCUGCUGAUGCGGGACAUGCAGCGGAUCGAGAGCGUGCUGACCUCAGAGCAGCUGAGGCAGGUGGAGGAGAUAAAGAAGCGGGAUCAGGAGGACGACGAGAAGGACGAGAAGGAGAGAAUCAGCCAGGCGAAGGACGAGGACGACGGGACCGAGCCUGCUGAAGCUGCUGAGGACUCCCUUAUGGGUCUGUCUAUAGAUGAGGGUCAGCCCAACCACAGCAUUCACAGCUCUUUGCACUCCUUGGACGCAGACACUCCUGGGCGUGCUCCGGGCGGCUCGGACCUGUAUCAGGACGGCCUGCGGCGGGUUCAGUCCACCGACAGCCUGGGCUCGUCCGGCGGAGCGACGCUGCAGCAGCACUCGCACGGCCUGGGGGGCUACAACCACAAGGCAAAGUCGGCCAGCCAGCUGGACGAGUCCGACUUCGGGCCGCUGGUGGGCGCCGACUCCUCGGGCAACUUUGAUGGCUUCGAGACGGCGUCGAUUAGCUCCCUUCAGCCCUCCGCCGGUCACUUCCUGCUCACCAAGGACCAGGAGAAGGCCAUCAAGGCCAUGACGCCAGAGCAGGAAGAGACGGCGUCAAUCCUGUCCAGCAUCUCGCACGCGCCCGAGAACGCCUACCUGCCCCCGUCCGGCUACCGACUGGUCAGCGAGAGCGAGUGGAACUUGCUGCAGCAGGAGCUGAAGAACGCCGGGAGGAAGUUGGGCCGUCGGUGUGACAUGUGCUCCAAUUAUGAGAAACAGCUGCAGGUCAUCCAGGGUCAGGAGGCCGACACUCGCGAUCAGGUGAAGAAGCUACAGAGCAUGCUGCGGCAGGCCAACGACCACCUGGAGAGGACGAUGAAUGAGAAACAGGAAGUGGAGAAGUCGAUGAAGCAGGGCAACGAGGAAACAGCUGCCAAGAUAUCUGCUCUGAACCAGAAGGUGCAGGAGUCGGAGGUGCUGCUGGACGGUCUGCAGCAGGCCUUCGGUCAGGCCAAGAGGAGCACCCAGGAGCAGAUGGCUGUGCUGAUGCGCUCCAGGGAGCAGGUGGCCGAGGAGCUGAGCCGGCUGCAGAGGGACAACGAGAGCCUGCAGGGCAAACACCGGCUACACCUGGCCCUGCAGCAGCAGCAGGACUUCCAGCUGCCCACCACCACCGAGGAACUCCAGUCACUGGUGAUGCAGUACCGGGAGGACAUAGUUUCCGUGCGCACGGCAGCGGAGCACCUGGAGGAGAAGCUGAAGGCGGAGAUCCUAUUCCUGAAGGAGCAGAUCCAGGCGGAGCAGUGCCUGAAGGAGAACCUGGAGGACACCCUGCAGCUGGAGAUCGAGGGAUGCAAGGAGGAGAUCGACAUCUUGGAAGCCUCAUUCUCCAGUCUGAAGACGGAGCUAGAACGCGUGAAGGCGGAGAGAGAGCAGCUGGAGAAGAGCCUGGCGGAGAAGACAAAGGCGCUGGAGAUGGUGGAGGGCCUGAAGAGCAGCAUGGAGGAGCAGCUCAAGGAGGCCCUGACCAGCAGGACGGCGCUGGAGAGCCAGGCGCUGGAUGAGAAAGAUAAGGCGCAGCGGCUGCAGACGGAGCUGGAUGUCAGUGAGCAGGUGCAGAGGGACUUUGUGAAGCUGUCCCAAACUCUGCAGGUGCAGUUAGAACGCAUCCGACAGGCCGACUCCUUGGACCGCAUCAAAGCCAUCCUGAACGACACCAACCUGACAGACAUCAGCCAGCUCCCGGAAACAUGAUGACCCCCUGCCCACCACCUCUUCCAGUCGUCCCUGCAGUGACCCCCAUCCCCACCUCUCUCCCUCUCUUUCUUUCUUUCUUUCUUUCUUUCUUUCUCUCUCUCUCUCUCUCUCUCUCUCUCUCUCUCUCUCUCUCUCUCUCUCUCUCUCUCUCUCUCUCUCUCUCUCUCUGUCUGACAGGCCGCCUCCUUACCACUGUGUCCGCACCACCAGGGUCUCUCUGACAGGGGGGCAUGAGGCUGCUCCACCCUCCUUUUUUUAACAAAAUAAAAACAAACAAUAAUAAUAAUAACAACAACAAAAAUCACUAUCCUCUGUGAACAACUUGUGAGAGAAAUGAAAGGACAAAAAAAAGAAGUCAUGCCUUCAGAGGGGGAGGACAAGAUGAAAAGUAAACCCAUGGAUGGUGUCGGAUGACGGAGAAGAAACGCUCCUGUACAACACUACUGUUCGACUAGAUGGUGACUUGGUGGAUGUAAAUAGACAGUCUGUGGAGAGGGGUGGACCUGAUUGAGGUUCUGCCUCUUGGGAACCCUCUGCUAAGUUCUGCCCCGAGAUGUGAGAGUUGUGUUUCUGUUUUUUUUUUUUUUUUUUUAAAUCAUUGCACUUCUAAAUGAUGGCGACUUCUCAUUUAGCUAAUGGUAACACACAGGGCCACCACAUUCCCCCCACCCACCACCAUUUUGCACCUCCUGAUAGCAAGCAAGCAAAUGACACCUGGCUGAUCCCAUAUCCCAUUCUCUCUAUAUGUCUGUGAUGUGAUGGUUCUCUCUUGGUUGGCUUUGGCCCAGCUUCUCACGCUCACUCCCCUCGCCAGGCACACUCGGCCUGAAUGAAGGAGACGCACUGUUAAGUGUUUGUACAUACGGUGUAAACAGAAUAUAUAUUGCAUCAAUUAAGUUAAUGAAUGAAUGAAAGAAUAAAUGAAUCAGUGAGUGAGCGAGUGAGUUAAUGAGUGAGUGAAUGAACAAAUGAAUUAAUGAAUGCAUUGUUGAGGUAUGUGGUUCUCCAUACGCCGUCCUUGAAAUCCAGUGAUGGAUCAGUCGGUCAUGUCAUCGACAGUCAUGCUGCCCUGUCUUAGUAGUUUCUCUUGCUAUUUGGCUCCCAGUCCAUAUGGGAUCCAUAGACUCUCUCUCUCUCUUUCACAGUGCCACUUUGGGCUUUUCAUAAACCAUACACCCAUAGGGGAAAUGAUUUGACAUCUUUAUUAUGUUUUACAUUUUCUUUUCUUAAACCUGUUUACAGUAUUUUACAGUUGUUGGGUUGCUAAAACCUUUAUGUUGCUGAUGAGUACUUCCUAGGAUGUCUUGGAUGUUUUGCAGUUACCGCUUUUGGCAUAUUUGAUUUUGAAAUGAAAAACCAGCAAGCCAGUUGUCUGGGUUGUAGCACUAAUGGCUAAAGCAUGCCACCUGCCAUGAACGCAGUUCUUUCAUGUUCAACAUGCAGGUGCAAAGGCCUAUCGAUGAAUGCGUUCAGCAUGUGAAAA
Messenger RNA from Alosa sapidissima (American shad), 4203 nucleotides. It is a transcript of the gene rabep1, whose product is annotated as rabaptin, RAB GTPase binding effector protein 1. The record is from RefSeq and is a predicted model, not a curated record. Bases 111 to 2717 code for a protein of 868 amino acids. NCBI's taxonomy places the organism in Eukaryota, Metazoa, Chordata, Actinopteri, Clupeiformes, Clupeidae. Gene Ontology annotation, biological process: endocytosis. The transcript has 19 exons. Gene Ontology annotation, molecular function: GTPase activator activity; growth factor activity. Gene Ontology annotation, cellular component: intracellular membrane-bounded organelle.